AGUCCGUGCGUGUUUGUUCAUUUCAUGGUGGGCGACACCAAGUCGUUUGGCUUGGACGACUGGAAACACGAGAUCCAACUUACCAAGGAUGCGUACAUCGAUGCCUUCACGCUGAACAUGGCCAAGGAUGACGCCACCAACGACGUCGCCCCGCCCUUGGCCUUCAGCGCGGCCGAAGCCCUGGGCUUCGGGCUCUUUUUUUCUUUUGAUUAUGACGGCAACGGCCGUGGGACAAGCCGGUCGUCACUGACAUGAUCAAGAAGUACUGGCGCAGCACUGCCUACUACGAGGAGGGCCUGAAACUAUUCGUCUCGACUUUUGAAGGCCCCCGCAACGCCAUGAACUGGCAG
Parathielavia appendiculata is the source of this 350-nucleotide messenger RNA. Its product is annotated as glycoside hydrolase family 71 protein. The record is from RefSeq and is a predicted model, not a curated record. Bases 25 to 255 code for a protein of 76 amino acids. Gene Ontology annotation, molecular function: glucan endo-1,3-alpha-glucosidase activity. Lineage: Eukaryota; Fungi; Ascomycota; Sordariomycetes; Sordariales; Chaetomiaceae. The transcript is spliced from 2 exons.